Carassius auratus (goldfish) is the source of this 4987-nucleotide messenger RNA. RefSeq lists its product as uncharacterized. The coding region runs from base 143 to 4735 and encodes 1530 amino acids. The record is from RefSeq and is a predicted model, not a curated record. NCBI's taxonomy places the organism in Eukaryota, Metazoa, Chordata, Actinopteri, Cypriniformes, Cyprinidae. The transcript has 21 exons.
CUCCCAGUUCAGAUGUCAGUCCACCCACUCUUAAUAAAGGCUGAGGAGACUGUGAGAGUUUCAGUUCAGCAUCACUGUAUUCAGCUGCUGAAGAGAGAGAGAGAGAAUCUUCAGCAGCAUCUGACCUCAGGUGUUUGUCACAAUGAGUUUUCUGAUCUCACUGUGUGCGUCGCUGCUGCUGUUAUUGAUUAAUGGUUCUACAACUUCCAGCUCUGAUCCAUGCUAUAAUUAUACGAUUCUUGAUGAAUACUGGAGAGACAUACGAGCAAACUAUUACUACUCUUCACGUAAUGACAGUCUUGUUGAAUGGAGAGGCUGGUAUCGGCUGUAUCUGAGAGGACUCAGUGCUCAAAUGUCUGAGUGGUGUGUGAGUACUACACGUUGUGGUGGUGAAACUGGAUUGUCUCUCAAUGGUUCUCAUCCAAGACUUGAGGAUGGAGUGGUGACCCGUGAAGUGGUGGGAACUAAUGCUAUGGUGUGGAUGUGGUCGACUUCCUCUUGUGGCAGCUAUAAAUCCAACUCCAUUCGAGUCAAAACUUGUCCUGGAAAUUAUUACGUCUAUGAACUUGUCAAACCCAACACAUCAAUCCCCAGCCCAAUGUAUUGUGCAGUUGCUUUCCAAAACAUCAGCAGUGAUCCCUGCUACAACUAUAAGUCUCUGGAUCGUCCCUGGAGAGCCAACAAUGAAAGUGGAGAUAGCAUUUGUGAUUAUUCUUUCUCCUGGAAUGGCUGGUACCGGCUUUUCUACCGUGGAAUGAACAUCCAGUUGCCAGAGACUUGUGUUAGUUCAUACAGAUGUAACACACCGAUCCCACUGUGGCUGAACUGUCCUCACCCUCAGAUUGUAGAUGGAGUGGUGAUCAGAGAGGUCUGUGGACAGUACUGGACUCAAUGCUGUGAUUACAAACCAAGACCAAUCAGAGUUAAAGCAUGUCCAGGAAAUUACUAUGUCUAUGAACUUGUGGAGCAAAACUGGUGUGCAGGAUAUUGUACAAAUAUUAGCACCAUUUCACAGCCGAUUUCCACUAUACGUCCAGCUAUAACCACUAGAACCAACAACACUUUGAAUUAUGACCCAUGCAUUAACUACAACACACUCAAUGACAGCUGGAGAAACAUACUCAGUUAUCGUUAUGGAUCCAAUGCUAAUUAUGAUGACACAGAUGCUAAUUGGGAUGGCUGGUAUCGACUCUUUCUUAAUGGAUUGAGUGCUCAGAUGCCUGAAUGGUGUGUGUCUUACUUGGCAUGUGGAGGUUUUAGUUCUCUGUGGCUUGGUGGCUCUCAUCCUCGGCUGGAAGAUGGAGCUGUUACUCGUGACGUUUACGGCUCUUACUAUGACCAGUGCAGUUACUACAGAUCCGACCCAAUACAAGUCAAAGCUUGUCCGGGAAACUAUUAUGUCUACAAAUUUACCAGGCCAGCUCUUUCAAUCCCAUCUCCUACAUAUUGUUCAGUACGUUUCACCACCCCAAGUGUUGACCCUUGCUACAACUAUAACAGUCUGAAUGAGACUUGGAGAGCAACAAACAAUUCUUACAAUAGCAAUAUAAGGUGUGAUAACAUCCAAGGCUGGUACAGGCUGUUCUACAACGGUCAGAGUGCCCAGAUGCCAGAAUCAUGUGUAAAUCAAUACAUGUGUGGAACUUAUAACCCAAUGUGGCUCAACGGCUCCCAUCCGCGACUGGAAGAUGGGGUGGUCACCCGUCAGGUCUGUGGCUCCGGGUGGAGUGACUGCUGUUCUUACAGAUCUCUCCCUAUACAAGUCAAAGCAUGUCCAGGAAAUUAUUAUGUUUAUGAGUUUGUCAGCCCAGUAACCUGUGGAGUUUACUGUGCAGAUGUCACAAAACUUAGUGCAGCCUCUUCAACAACAGCAGCAACACCAAGAACACCAACAGCAUCCAUUACUCCAAGAGUCACAGCCACUGGUUCUACAACUUCCAGCACUGAUCCAUGCUAUAAUUAUACGAUUCUUGAUGAAUACUGGAGAGACAUACAAGCAAACUAUUACUACUCUUCACGUAAUGACAGUCUUGUUGAAUGGAGAGGCUGGUAUCGGCUGUAUCUGAGAGGACUCAGUGCUCAAAUGUCUGAGUGGUGUGUGAGUACUACACGUUGUGGUGGUGAAACUGGAUUGUCUCUCAAUGGUUCUCAUCCAAGACUUGAGGAUGGAGUGGUGACCCGUGAAGUGGUGGGAACUAAUGCUAUGGUUUGGAUGUGGUCGACUUCCUCUUGUGGCAGCUAUAAAUCCAACUCCAUUCGAGUCAAAGCUUGUCCUGGAAAUUAUUACGUCUAUGAACUUGUCAAACCCAACACAUCAAUCCCCAGCCCAAUGUAUUGUGCAGUUGCUUUCCAAAGCAUCAGCAGUGAUCCCUGCUACAACUAUAAGUCUCUGGAUCGUCCCUGGAGAGCCAACAAUGAAAGUGGAGAUAGCAUUUGUGAUUCUUCUUUCUCCUGGAACGGCUGGUACCGGCUUUUCUACCGUGGAAUGAACAUCCAGUUGCCAGAGACUUGUGUUAGUUCAUACAGAUGUAACACACAGAUCCCCGUGUGGUUGAACGGUCCUCACCCUCAGAUUGUAGAUGGAGUGGUGAUCAGAGAGGUCUGUGGACAGUACUGGACUCAAUGCUGUGAUUACAAACCAAGACCAAUCAGAGUUAAAGCAUGUCCAGGAAAUUACUAUGUCUAUGAACUUGUGAGGCCAAACUGGUGUGCAGGAUAUUGUACAAAUAUUAGCACCAUUUCACAGCCGAUUACCACUAUACGUCCAGCUAUAACCACUAGAACCAACAACACAUUGAAUUAUGACCCAUGCAUUAACUACAACACACUCAAUGACAGCUGGAGAAACAUACUCAGUUAUCGUUAUGGAUCCAAUGCUAAUUAUGAUGACACAGAUGCUAACUGGGAUGGCUGGUAUCGACUCUUUCUUAAUGGAUUGAGUGCUCAGAUGCCUGAAUGGUGUGUGUCUUACUUGGCAUGUGGAGGUUUUAGUUCUCUGUGGCUUGGUGGCUCUCAUCCUCGGCUGGAAGAUGGAGCUGUUACUCGUGACAUUUACGGCUCUUACUAUGAGCAGUGCAGUUACUACCGAUCCGACCCAAUACAAGUCAAAGCUUGUCCUGGAAACUAUUAUGUCUACAAAUUUACCAGACCACCUCUUUCAAUCCCAUCUCCUACAUAUUGUUCAGUACGUUUCACCACCCCAAGUGUUGACCCUUGCUACAACUAUAACAGUCUGAAUGAGACUUGGAGAGCAACAAACAAUUCUUACAAUAGCAAUAUAAGGUGUGAUAACAUCCAAGGCUGGUACAGGCUGUUCUACAACGGUCAGAGUGCCCAGAUGCCAGAAUCAUGUGUAAAUCAAUACAUGUGUGGCACUUAUUACCCAAUGUGGCUUAACGGUUCCCAUCCGCGACUGGAAGAUGGGGUGGUCACCCGUCAGGUCUGUGGCUCUGGGUGGAGUGACUGCUGUUAUUACAGAUCUCUCCCUAUACAAGUCAAAGCAUGUCCAGGAAAUUAUUAUGUUUAUGAGUUUGUCAGCCCAGUAACCUGUGGAGCUUACUGUGCAGAUAUAUCAAAACUUAGUGCAGCCUCUUCGACAACAGCAGCAACACCAAGAACACCAACAGCAUCCACUACUCCAAGAGUCACAGCCACUGGUGUGAGGGAUCACUGUACUGAACUCAGUUGCUCUGAGGAUGAACACUGUGGAGAAAAAAAUGGUGUUUAUGGCUGUUUAUGUAACGCAAACCAUUCCAGAUGGAAUUCUGAAUCUUUCGAUUUCUCAGAAACCUGUGAAAGCAGCUCUGGCUCCAUGUCUGUGUCUCGCUGUCAGCUCUUUGAGGCUGGUUUUUCAGCUGAUAUCUUACAUCUCAAUGAUCCAAGCUGUAAAGGAACAGUGCGCAAUGGCAGAGUGGAAUUUCAUUUUGACAACAAUGAACACAUCUGUGGUACUAACCUUGUGGCCAAUGGCACCCACUUCAUCUAUGAUAACUUCAUUCUGGGAACACCGAGGACAGAAGGCCUCAUCAGCAGAGAGAAGGUUCUGAAGCUUUCUUUCAGCUGUGCUUACCCCCAAACACAAACUCUUUCCAUGAAUAUGGAAAUCAACCCACUGGAGAGCAUUGUGCACAAGAGCCUUCCAGCGGGUGAAGGCAGAUAUCGUGUUCGGAUGAUUCCAUAUCAGGACGAUGAGUUUACCCAGCCCUUCACUGGUAGUGUGGAUGCGGAGCUCAACCAGGAGAUGCAUGUGGAAGUUCGCGUUGAGGGGGUUGACAGUCGACAAUUUGCCCUGGUGAUAGACACAUGUUGGGCUACACCUGUGAAUGACCCCGAUUACACUCUCCGCUGGGAUCUCAUCGUUCAAGAGUGUCCCAAUCCAAAUGAUGACACAGUGGAGCUGCUGCAGAACGGCGUCUCGACAUCCAGCCGUUUCUCCUUCAGGAUGUUUAUCUUCACUGCAAACUCCACUAAGCUUUACCUGCACUGUUCUAUUCAACUUUGCCUUCUGUCUAGCAAUCACUGUUCAGUGAACUGUAACUCUGGGCAGCACUGGAGAAAGCGCAGGUCUCUGGACUUCCACGACAGUUCUUCAAUAUCCAUGGGUCCUCUGAUGUUGUCAGAAGGAAACACAGAUAAGUGGGUCAAAGACCCAGUGAAGGUAUCCAAGGCUUCUUCUCUGUGUGCUUCUCUGAUGGUGUUGUUUGUCUUUAUGAUGAGUGUCUUGAUCCUCUUUUAAAAAUUUCUUCGAGAAAAUUGGAAGCAUUUAACAUGCAUAUAAUCUAAUGUCAUUAUAAUUAAGGUUGCACUGAUGUCACGCUGGUUGUGGGUUUCUAAAGGUUUCUUUGCUUCAUAGCAGUUAUAACUGUGGUAUUUUAAGUGAAUUGUUGUUUAAUCAGUUUUAUUAAUUGUUGCAUACUACUAUAUUAAUCUUGUUUUACUUGAAAUGAAGUGGAACAAUGGCAAAGCCAAUCAGAUUCAUGCUAAUUAA